Rotaria sp. Silwood2 is the source of this 333-nucleotide messenger RNA. The record is from the annotation of a GenBank genome assembly. Lineage: Eukaryota; Metazoa; Rotifera; Eurotatoria; Philodinida; Philodinidae.
AUGAAAGCGAAAUCACCAAUGAAACUGCUUGAAAUCGCAUGCAAUGACGGUAGUCAGUUGAAUGAGUUUCUUAAACGUGGAUGGAAAACUGUAGGUAUUGAUCCAGCCAAGAAUCUAGCCGAUAUUACAAGUGCAUCGGGUCAUACUGUUUACACUGGUUUCCGGGGUAUUGAGACGUUUCCUAGUGUAUCUUUGUUGAAGUCGGUGGAUGUGAUUAUUGCACAAAAUGUACUUGCUUAUGUAGACACUCCAAUACAGUUUCUUCAUGCCUGUGCUGAUAUUAUGAGUGUUCAAACUAAAUUGUAUAUUGAGACAUCUAAAUGUGAAAUGUAG